CAUCUUGUGUACAAACUUUUUUUCUCAACGUAGUAGAUAGUGGAAAAACAAUGGACCCUACUAAUCGUGAUACACAUUUCAUGUUAGAAAAGUUUUACACACUAAGGUGCGGAACCCCUACCACCAGUCUAUAAAUAACCUCUCUUUCAACCUCUCUCCCAUGCUAAAUUGCUAAUAUCAAAGAGUGCAGAACAAAACACAAUGGGAUCCCGCCGGUGCUUGUUUGUGUCCAAUAUGUGUUAUAUACUUUCAAAAGUUGUGUUGUUUCAUCUCAUGGUUGUUAGCUCAUCAGUUUCCUCAUUGCAGCAAUCUUGUCGUGACGAGGAGAGGUCUGCCUUGCUGCAAUUCAAGGAAAGCUUCAUCAUUAACAGAUCUGCCUUGUAUUCUGAUGACGCUUAUCCAAAGAUUUUGCAAUGGAAACUAGCUGAGGGACAAAAUGGCAACUGCUGUGCAUGGGAUGGCAUUGUGUGUGACGAGAGGACGGGUCAUGUGAUUGGCCUUGAUCUUAGUAGCAGCUGUCUCCUGGGCCCUAUCAACUCCAACAGCAGCCUUUUCCGGCUUGAUCAGCUUCAAGUGCUGAACCUUGCUGGUAACAACUUCAGCUCCUCUCGAAUUCCUACUAGCAUUAGGAAUUUGCCAAGGCUCAUCUAUCUUAAUCUCUCUGAUUCUUUAUUUUCUGGCCAAAUCCCAUACCAAAUUUCACAGUUGACCAAAUUGUCGUCCCUUGAUCUGUCUUUGAAUCAUUUAACUGGUCCAAUUCCUUCUCUAGGAAAUCUCACCCACCUCACAAAACUAUUUCUAUCUUCGAAUCAGUUAACUAGUCCAAUUCCUUCUCUGGGAAAUCUCAUCCACCUCACAGUCCUUUCUCUGUCUUCAAAUCAGUUAACCGGUCCAAUUCCUUCUCUAGAAAAUCUCACUCACCUCACAAAACUUUCUCUGUCUUCAAAUCAGUUAACCGGUCCAAUUCCUUCUCUAAGAAAUCUCACCCACCUCACGAAACUUUCUCUAUCUUCGAAUCAGUUAACCGGUCAAAUUCCUUCUCUACGAAAUCUCAUCCACCUCACAGUACUUUCUAUGUCUUCGAAUCAGUUAACAGGUCCAAUUCCUUUUCUAGGAAAUCUUACCCACCUCACAAAACUAUUUCUAUCUUCAAAUCAGUUAACUGGUCCAAUUCCUUCUCUAGGAAAUUUCAUCCACCUCACAAUACUUUCUCUGUCUUCAAAUCAGUUAACCGGUCCAAUUCCUUCUCUAGAAAAUCUCACCCACCUCACGAAACUUUCUCUGUCUUCGAAUCAGUUAACCGGUCCAAUUUCUUCUCUAGGAAAUCUCACCCACCUCACAAAACUUUCUCUAUUUUCAAAUAAGUUAACUGGUCCAAUUCAUUCUUUAGGAAAUCUCACCCACCUCACAAAACUUUUGUUGUCUUCGAAUCAGAUAACUGGUCAAAUUCCUUCUCUAGGAAAUCUAACCCACCUCACAAAACUUUCGCUGUCUUCGAAUCAAUUAACCGGUCAAAUUCCUUCUCUAGGAAAUCUCACCCACCUCUCCAAACUUUCUCUGUCUUCGAAUCAGUUAACCGGUCCAAUUCCUAAUUCCUUAUUCGAUCUCAUCAAUCUCGAGGCGUUAGAUCUAACUGAUAAUAAUCUGACUGGUACAGUGGAGUUCCACAUGUUUCAUAAGUUACAAGGGCUCACCGAAUUAAAACUAUCUCGUAACAGUUUGAAAAUUUUGACAGAAACAGAAAGUAUGAAUGCAAGCCUACUUCCAAAGUUAAACUUUCUAGGAUUGGGUUCGUGCAACAUAAGAGAGUUCCCAAGUUUCCUGCAGUAUCAAGAAGGAUUGGUGUACUUGGACCUUUCCAACAACCAUUUGCAUGGUGAAGUGCCAAAAUGGAUGUUGAACACAAGCACAAAGACUUUGACGUUCAUGGACAUUUCUCACAACUCCCUUUCAAGCAUUGUCCAGCAUUCAAAUGCCUUUCCUUGGGUUAAUCUACAAGUUUUAGAGCUCCAGCAUAACAUGCUACAUGGGCCGCUACUGAUGCCUCCACCACACACAGUUCGCUAUCAUGUUGCAAACAACAAUCUAAAUGGAACAAUUUCACCACUGAUCUGUAGUCUGACUUCUCUUCAGCACCUUGAUCUCUCCAACAACAAUAUGAGUGGAAUGCUUCCCCCCUGUCUCGGAAACUUCAGCGCUGAUCUGCGAGUUUUAAGAAUUGGAAACAACUCUUUCAGCGGCUUUCUUCCUGAAACAUACACCAACACAAGCAGUCUGAUGUUGAUUGAUGUUAGUCAUAACCAAUUGCGAGGGCAACUACCAAGGUCUUUGGGGAACUGCAUAAGACUUGAGUUUAUUGAUCUGUCAUACAAUAAAUUCAGCGAUGUUUUUCCCUUUUGGUUGGGGGCUCUUCCAGAGUUAAACUUUUGGCUGCACCAGAAUGCGUUCUACGGUCUGAUAGAGGAACCUGCUCGGGACAAUGUUGAAUAUUUCCCUGAGUUGCGAAUUCUGGAUCUAUCUUCUAAUAGUUUCAGAGGCAAGUUUCCAUCUCAAAACAUCUUUUCCGGGAAUGUCAUGAGGGGUGUCACUCGAAACCAGUCGACAUAUAUGAAGGCACGCACAUUUAUCGAUGCUCCUAGUCUUCGGCUGAACUUUCAUAUAUAUUACUCAAGCACGAUAACUAGCAAAAGUGUGGAGAGAUAUUAUCCGAAGAUUCACGAAGCCUUUGCAGUGAUUGACAUCUCUAGCAACAAAUUUGAAGGGAGGAUUCCUGAAUUUAUUGGGAACCUAGAGGGGUUGAUCUCAUUCAAUAUAUCUGGUAACCUCCUAACUGGUCCCAUCCCAUCAUCUUUCGGGAAUUUAAGAAGGCUUGAAUCACUGGACCUUUCACACAACAAGCUUUCAGGACAAAUCCCUCAAAGCCUCACGCAGCUUACAUUCCUUGCAGUAUUCAUUGUCUCUAACAACAGUUUGACAGGUCCAAUACCGCAUGGAACCCAACUUACUUCAUUCAAUAGCAGUUCAUAUGAAGGAAACCCUGGAUUGUGUGGAGAUCCUUUGCCAAAGAAAUGCAGAGAUCCCAAGGCUCCUCGCCUGUCACCUUCAAAAACCGAAGAAAAUGAUUCAGGCUCGUUUGAAUUUGAUUGGAAAUUUGUUUUGGCUGGUCUCGGAAGUGGGUUGGUAGUGGGAGUUGUUCUUUCUGAUGUGGUGAUCACAAAGAAGCAUGAAUGGUUGUUUUUGUUGAAACCCAUCAAGCUGAUGAUAGGAACUUCGUAA
Malus domestica (apple) is the source of this 3276-nucleotide messenger RNA. Its product is annotated as receptor-like protein 19. Gene Ontology annotation, molecular function: protein binding. The record is from RefSeq and is a predicted model, not a curated record. NCBI's taxonomy places the organism in Eukaryota, Viridiplantae, Streptophyta, Magnoliopsida, Rosales, Rosaceae.